Colias croceus (clouded yellow) is the source of this 1155-nucleotide messenger RNA. It is a transcript of the gene Uch-L5, whose product is annotated as ubiquitin carboxyl-terminal hydrolase isozyme L5. Gene Ontology annotation, molecular function: cysteine-type deubiquitinase activity. NCBI's taxonomy places the organism in Eukaryota, Metazoa, Arthropoda, Insecta, Lepidoptera, Pieridae. Gene Ontology annotation, cellular component: cytoplasm. Bases 187 to 1155 code for a protein of 322 amino acids. Gene Ontology annotation, biological process: ubiquitin-dependent protein catabolic process; protein deubiquitination. The record is from RefSeq and is a predicted model, not a curated record. The transcript has 7 exons.
AUUUUGAACCUCACUAGUCAGAAUUCAUGAUUUCAUGAAUUGUGAUUUUGUGAUGGAAAAAAUCUUAGGAAAAAAUAAUAGUAAUUGUGUCUCGUCACGAUCGUAUUUUUACCAUUUUUAUGAUCCUUCUACUUAAAAGCUUUCUAUAGUCACACAUACUCAGGGAUAUAGAGCCAGGACUUCACCAUGGAGUCUGCCGGUGAUUGGUGUCUAAUAGAAAGUGAUCCAGGAGUAUUUACAGAACUUAUAAAAAAAUUUGGUGUAAAGGGGGUUCAAGUUGAAGAAAUGUGGACAAUUGAUGACGGCAUAUUUGAAAACUUAAGGCCAGUACACGGACUUAUAUUCUUAUUCAAAUAUGUUCAACAUGAGGAGCCAUCUAACUCCGUUGUCACAGAUGAUCGAAUUCAGAAAAUAUAUUUUGCGAAGCAGGUUAUAAACAAUGCGUGUGCAACACAAGCAGUUAUCAGCUUAUUACUAAACUGCAACCACCCAGACGUCGAUCUGGGCCCAGAACUGACUAAGCUGAAGGAGUUCAGUAUGUCAUUUGACCCCAAAAUGCGUGGGCUCACUCUCAGCAACUCGCAGACGAUUCGAGCGGCUCACAACUCGAUGGCACAACAGACAUUAUUCGAGAUUGAUCGGAAAAUGCCAGUAAAGGACGAAGACGCAUACCAUUUUGUUGGAUAUACGGCUAUUGACGGGCGAUUGUACGAACUGGACGGUCUACGCGAAGGACCCAUUGAUCAUGGCCCAGUAGGUGCCGAUCAGGAUUGGCUGAACGUCGUUCGCCCCAUCAUUGUUAAAAGAAUUAACACAUAUACUGAAGGUGAAGUGCAUUUUAAUCUUAUGGCGAUCGUAUCGGACAGAAAAAUGGUAUACGAACGUCAAAUUGACGAGUUACUUAACGAAAAUAACAUGCUCGGCAUGGAGACAGACGACGUCGAGAACGAGAUCAGAAGACUGAAAAUGCUAAUAGAGUUCGAAGACGCGAAAAUGUGCAAAUAUAAACAAGAAAUGGUGAGGCGGAGGCACAACUACCUGCCCUUCAUAAUUACACUGCUCAAAGUGUUGGCCGAGGAGAAGAAGCUGGUUCCCCUCUACGAGAAGGCCAAGGAGCGUAUUUCGAAGAAGUGUCAAAAGAAAUUAAAAGUAUAA